Phacochoerus africanus (Common warthog) is the source of this 2976-nucleotide messenger RNA. Its product is annotated as signal-regulatory protein beta-1-like. Gene Ontology annotation, biological process: positive regulation of T cell activation; positive regulation of phagocytosis. Lineage: Eukaryota; Metazoa; Chordata; Mammalia; Artiodactyla; Suidae. The record is from RefSeq and is a predicted model, not a curated record. Bases 83 to 1369 code for a protein of 428 amino acids. The transcript has 6 exons. Gene Ontology annotation, cellular component: plasma membrane.
CUUCACUUCUCACCGCGGAGCACAGAGUUUCCAGGCUCUCUAGGACAACAUUCAGAAAGAGCAGGUUCCAGGAGCCACCAAGAUGCCUGUCCCUGCCUCCCCAUCCAACCUGCCUCUGCCGUCCGUGAUGCUGCCUCUGCUGCUGGGACUCACAGCCAGGAGACUUGGAACUGCUUUGUGUUUCCCUCCAGGAGCAGCAGGUGAGGAGGGGAUGCAGGUGCUUCAGCCUGAGAGGUCCAUGUCUGUCGCACCUGGAGAGACGACCACUCUGCCCUGCACUGUGACCUCCCUGAUCCCCACUGGGCCCUUCAAGUGGUUCAAGGGGACAGGACCAGCCCGGGAGUUAAUCUACGAUUUCAAAGGAGAUCGGAGCCACUUCCCCCGAGUAACAAAUGCUUCAGAUACCACAAGGAGAGACAACAAGGAGUUUUCCAUCCGUAUCCGGAAUAUCACCCCUGCAGACGCCGGGACCUACUACUGUGUGAAGUUCCGGAGAGAGAGCCCUGUGGACGUGGAGUUUAGGUCUGGGCCAGGCACCCGGCUGUUUGUGCGUACUAAGCCAUCUCUUCCAAAGAUUUCUACCUCCUCCAACCCAGCCCGCCCAGGCCAGAUAGUGAAUCUCACCUGUGUAGCAGCUGGCUUCUUUCCCCAAAAUAUAUCUCUCAAAUGGUUUGAAAAUGGCAUGGAGCUUCUAGCCCAUCAGAGCCACAUCCUGCCACGUGGAGAAGCUUUCUCCUACACCAUCAUCAGCAACAUCCUGGUGACCCUUGCCUUGACUUCACUCUACUCCCAGGUCACCUGCCAAGUGGUUCACAGUGAAUUGCAGCACCCCCUCAGUGGCCAUCUGAAUAUCUCCACAUUCCUUCAAGUUGUUCCCACAGUAAAUAUAUCAGCACACCAUGUCCCAAGCCUCCAGAUGGCCAUCCUCACCUGCCACGUGCAGAGGUUUUAUCCCAAAAGCAUGCAAAUCACCUGGCAGGAAAGGAAAGGAUGCUUCAGGACCUGUGAAGACUUGACCCCCACCAAGAAUCCAGAUGGCACAUUCAGCCAAGACAGUCAUAAUCUGGUCAGCAUCUCAGAGGACAAAAGUCUGUUCACCUGUCAAGUGUUGUACAAGGCCCAGACACUGGUCCAGACCAGCUUCCAGCUGAGCGAGUUUACAGAACAGCAAACAAGUUUAGGUGCCAUAGCAUCCAGCUCUCUCUUUGGGACCGUCCUCCUGCUUAUCUGGAAGUUGCUUCCCUUGACUAUAUUUUCCAUCAUCUAUGUCCUUGGGAGGAGCCUCCCUUCCAGGAGGGCUGAUCCAGGAGGACCACUUGCCGAAAUGCCUGUAGCCACUACCCCAGCUUCUGCCUCAUCAGCCUUCUGACAUAUGUCCAGCACUGGCUGCCCCUCCUUGUCUCCUGUAUCCCCAGAGGAAGUGAGAGUCUCAACUGGGAAAUUCAGUAGUGAGAGGUAGGCUCUCGUACCCUACCCAGGAAUGAAGCUUCUGCAAACACCUGAUCCUGAGCAAGAAACCCAGCAGAGGCAGAAUGGGCUCCCAGAGAGAACCAUACCUGCAACUCUGAAGGCACUUUCCAGGCUCCUCAAGGAAAACUCGCUAUGGGCACCCAACUUCCAUGAGACAUUUACAGUCUCUUCAUUAAUGGAAAUAAAGGAAACACUAAUUGCCAAUAAAUAUAAAGAGAUAUGCAAUCUCAUUAGUGAUCAGAAAAAGCAAAAGCAAGACCACACUCAAAUGACAUUUUGUGCCUACUGAAACCACAAAAAUAUAGAAGCGACUGGGUCUUUAUUACAUUGAUCAUGUGCAUUUAAAUUGGCACAGCUACUUUGGAAAACAGUCUGGAAAGUUUAAGUUGAACAUUUAUAUACCCUAUAACCAGGUAUUUCCUAUUAUCCUAAACAAAUUCUGGUACAUGUACACCAAAAGAUGUACACAAAUAUAUACAUGGUAGUAUGGUUCAAGGUUAGCAAAACCUGAGAACAAUCCUAAUGCUCACCUACAGAAUUAUGGGCAAAUAAGCCCAAUCACAGGAUGAAAUGAUUUGCCACAGUAAAUAAAUAAAUAAAUACCACUACACACAUUAAUAUGGAUAAAUCGUCACAAAAAUAUCAGAUAUGCAUAAGCCCCCCAAUAUUUUGUAAAGUAUGAUAUAUGAUAAAAUCAUAUUUUUUCAAAACGGAUGAAUGAGCCAAAGAUAUGAAAUAGUAGUUGCUUUGAAGUGGGGAAAGGCCAAGGAAUGAGGAUGGUGGGCGCGCACAGGUAGGUGUAGGUCAUAUCAGAAUUCGAGAUUCUAGUCUGAGUGGUGGCUUCAUCAAUGUUUACGUCAUUUUACACCAAAAAAUAAAUAGAGAGAAUAAUAAAAGAUCGAUGAAUUUGUAUCUAAAUAGAUAUAUAUAUUGCAGGCCGAAGAUUGGAAAGAAGGAAGGGAGGAUGGGAGCAAUGGGAAAAGGAAGGAUAGGUGGAUGGAUGGAGGGAUGGAUGGGUGGAUGGAUAGGUAAAUAUAUUAAUAAAAGUGUGCAUGGAUCUAUGAUAAGAGUAUCAUGAAACAAUAGUUGUGACUAAAUACAAUUUUAUAUACUUAAGAUCCAAAGGAAAAAAUGAAAGAGCAUUACUUAGAGAGCCCCAAAUUUCCUAUUAUGACAAUUCUACAUAAAGAGGAAAACAUAAUUUUGGUGCCACUAUGGAUCUGACACUUCACAUGCAGUAUCUUAUUUCAUCUUCAUACCAAUCCCACAGGUGGGUGCCAUUCCCCAUUUUACAGAUGAGGAAUUUGAAGGAACUUAGUGUCACUAAGGUGUCAAAUGGCAGAACCAAGAAACUCAGAUUUAACCCAGCUAUGAACUCACCUCUAUCUUGAUUUUCUGUAAUCCUAUCACCACCCAGGAAAUAUUACUGUCGCUAUAUUUAAAAAUCUAUUGAAGCAGCUUGCAUGUAUAUUUUAAAAAGCACUUAAGAUAAUUUUUAAUUUCUGU